AUGCCUGCUUUCAAAAGCAUUAAGAUUGCUCAUUAUCCUUACUCUUCUCCUCCACCACCAUCGCCUCCUCCUCCAUGCCCACCCCCUCCUCCUCCUCCUCCUCCUCCUCCUCCGUGUAGCCCUCCGCCACCUCCUCCUUGUAGCCCUCCCCCACCCCCUCCUCCUAGCUACCCACCUCCACCACCGCCUUGUGAUCACCACAACAAACAUUGUGGUCACUACCAACCACCCAGCGGCGGUGCUUCUCCACCGGCAUCACCACCAACUUCAUCGCCACCAAAGCACCCACCCAAACCUUAUGGUCCCUCCGCGCCACCAAAAACGCCGCCGAGUGGCCCGGCUGCUCCGCCAAAAUCACCACCGGGAUCGCCGUCUUAUCCACCUACACCCGGUGGUCCUGGAAAGCCACCGAAGCCAGGAUCCCCGUACUAUCCACCAACACCCGGCGGUCCCGGAAAGCCACCGAAGCCAGGAUCGCCGUAUUAUCCACCAACACCUGGUGGGGGAAAGCCACCAAAGCCAGGUUCUCCUUUAUAUCCGCCGCCAGUAGGUCCACUCACACCAUAUUCUCCACCAACCCCGACCGCCCUUACCCCACUUUCUCCCCCGUCCAACACCCUUGUUCCACCUCCUCCAGGCGGCGGCGGGGGCAACAACCACACCACCAUCAUCGCUGUGUGUGUCUCCUUAGGUGGAGUGUUCUUCCUUGCAUUCCUCGCAGUUGGCCUCUUUUGCUUGGCCAAGAAAAAGAAGAAGCCUGUUAUGGUCCCCGCAGCUGCUGCUGCUUGUGAACCUGAAGAAGCUUCCGCCUCCGGGCACGGUCAUGGCGGCGGGGAGAGCGGCGGCGCGCAUGGUGGUCCACCCUCUCAUGGUCAUGACCAUUAA
Sesamum indicum (sesame) is the source of this 885-nucleotide messenger RNA. Lineage: Eukaryota; Viridiplantae; Streptophyta; Magnoliopsida; Lamiales; Pedaliaceae. The record is from RefSeq and is a predicted model, not a curated record.